This is a messenger RNA of Chaetomium fimeti, 1116 nucleotides long. RefSeq lists its product as uncharacterized. The coding region runs from base 1 to 1116 and encodes 371 amino acids. The transcript has 3 exons. The record is from RefSeq and is a predicted model, not a curated record. NCBI's taxonomy places the organism in Eukaryota, Fungi, Ascomycota, Sordariomycetes, Sordariales, Chaetomiaceae.
AUGAAACUGACCCCGAUAAAAGUUAAGGGCAAAGGGGGUCAGCUAAAGAAAUGGAAGCCGCCGCCGCCGCCGCAAGCCCGGGCAUCGAAGCGACGGCGAGAUGAUGACGAUGAAGGCAACGGCAGCAACGACGGCUCACGUCGCAGGCGGUUCAAGUCAAAGAAGCCGGCCGCACCCUUAGAGGAACUGCCGACUGAGAUCCUCGAGCGCAUUAUCUUGGUGUCCCGGAACCUCAACAUCUUGCGCAGUAGUCUCAGGAUCGGUUAUCGCUUUUCAUCCCGGGCAUUUCUGACCGAACUGCUGGAGGCUGCGUUUGCGCCCACUUGGGACGUAUGGUUCGGGUACGACAAGGACACCGUUUGUCACUCAGACGAGCGCCUUUUGCAGGAAUUGGGCAACAGCCGCGUGCUGGAUCCGGACUGGGUUCCAGGCGACCCUGAUUUUCAGAGCGCCGUCUUUGCUUGCAAAUGGGUCAAUACCGCCCUAAUACUUGAGGCCCAGCAGAAGUGGUAUCGGAGGCACGGCGGCCCCGGCAACCUCCAUGAGCACCUAAACCCCCUGGGCCGGUCACGCGCCGAGUAUGCCCUUGCAUUGCGGGCAUCGAGGGGUGGGCUAGAUGAUAUGGCAGUCCAUUUCGAAAAGGACUGGGAACGGUUCAAGGGCUCUUGCGCCGAACUGUUCGCGAUGGACAAACCUAAGUCAGCCGACGUCAACACCGUUUGGGAGCAGCCAGUGUACAUGGAACUACAUCCCUUAACCAGGGUUCCCGAACGGCUUCUGACCACCCCCUUUAACUGGGAGACAGCGAAGGCGACAUAUUGGCUGGUUCGUGGCGGCGGUCAAUUACUCGCCGGGCAGAUGUCUUCGUGGGAGCUGACAAAGAGAGGCUAUGAUCGCAUCAUGAGUCUCGCCGAUCAGCAGCUUAUACUGGUCCUACUCGUGCUCUGGGUCAAACUACGCGUUUUCGACUACUGGCCAGAAUUCCUUUUGGAGCAGGAGCUGGACACCAGCCAACAGAUGCAACAAUCGGGAACCUCGGCUGACCGAAAGCUCUGGUGGUGGACCUUUGAGUUGAUAAGGUGCCGGGGUGGUCUUCGGGAAGCGCAACCAAAAUAG